AUGCAUUCAUUUCCGGUUGGAUUAUUAGUAUGUGACUUUGAUGAAACCAUAACACAAAAUGAUUCAAUUUGUGAAUUGGCUAAUUUAGCUUACGAAAAAAGAGCAAAACAAGGGAAAUGCCCAUCAUCACCACCAAACUGUCCACCUCUGAACGAUAAAGACGAAGGAUGUCCACCACCAUGGUCAUAUUUCGUUGAGUUAUAUUUUAAAGAAUAUAAAGAACAUAUUAACCAUUGGCGUGAAUUAAAUCCCGAUGAUACAAUUCUGGAUCAUUUUAAAAUGUUAGAAUCACUAAAAAAAGUUGAGAACAUUUCAAUUGACAGAAUUGAAAAAUACGAUUGUAUGAAAGGUGUUUGUGAUAACGAAUUAAUUGAAAAAGGAAAAUCGAUAAAGAAGAGAGAGGAAGUAUUAAAUACGUUAAAAAAAUUUAUUUCUAAACAUGGAAUAAAUGGAAUGAAACUUCACAUGGAUAGGAAUUUAUAUAUAAUUUCAACGAAUUGGUCUAAAGAUAUAAUAUUAGGAAGUUUAUUCGACUUAGUAUUAGAAUAUAAAUUCGAUAAAAGAUUUAUCUUCUCAAACGAUUUAAUAUUUAAUAAUAAUUGUUCUACUGGGAAAUUAAACCGUAAUGUUUUAUGUGCUACUGAUAAACUUGAAAUAUUUAAACAAUUCCACACGCCAAAAAAUACCUUGUCGGUUUAUAUUGGUGAUUCGGAUACCGAUUUACCUUGUCUAUUACAAGCUAAUAUUGGAAUCAUAAUGGGAAAUAAUAAAUCUCUAACCAAAUAUUGUAACAAAUACGAGAUUGAAAUUGUGGAGGGAUUAAAGGAUCGUGUUGAAAUAUAUGACGGAACAGGACAAAAGAACGGAAAGCUAUAUAGAGUACAAGGUUGGAAGGAAAUUGCUGAUAGUGGUUUAUUAAAUUGA
Molecule: messenger RNA, 924 nt
Organism: Funneliformis geosporum
Lineage: Eukaryota; Fungi; Glomeromycota; Glomeromycetes; Glomerales; Glomeraceae
Source: the annotation of a GenBank genome assembly